Molecule: messenger RNA, 2574 nt
Organism: Musca vetustissima
Lineage: Eukaryota; Metazoa; Arthropoda; Insecta; Diptera; Muscidae
Product: dynein axonemal intermediate chain 7-like
Exons: 10
Molecular function (GO): microtubule binding; beta-tubulin binding
Source: RefSeq, a predicted model, not a curated record
AUGGCAACGGCUUGGGUUGCUAUAAAACAUUCUGUAUCGCCACCAAAGAAGAAAUUGAGCAAAAAGGAAAAGGCCCGUUUAGAGGCAGAGCAGGCGGAAUUGUUACGCAUUGAAAUGGAGAGAGAAAAACUCAAAAAACUCGAAGAGGCCCGGCAGCGUCGCAAAAUCGAACGCGAACAGGCCAAACACCGCCUCCAAAUGGAAAUCCUGGAGAAUAAACAACGUCGUUCGCAACUUAAAAACAGUAUGGCCUUCUUCAAUCAGGUACGUCAAACUAUCGAUGGUAUAAAACGUAUGGCCAAAGAUGAAGUUGAUUGGGAGAAAUUUAUGCGUUGUAAUGGCCUACCGAAUGCCAAUAGCCCCAGUGAUUUACGUAAAUACAUCCAUCAAUGGAAAAUGGAUGUAGAGAGGAGAAAUCGCGAGUCGCGAAAUUGGUUACUGAAGACCAACGAAAGAACGUUGUUAACACAGGAUUUUACUGUGCCGGAUCUUACCAAGGCAACGUUGCGAAAACAGCAGGGUAAUUUGGGUGAUAUCUAUGCCCAGCGUGUCAAGGAGAUAUUGGGAAUCCUCCAAGAACUCAAUGAUGCUCUCAAUGACAAGACCAAACCUCAGCAUACCCUAACCGAUCUGGGUAAACUGAAGACAGAAAUACGAAUUUUACUCAAAGAAUAUUUGGAUGAUUUUACCUACAAGACCAUGUCGCAUGUGGAAAGGGAUAUGGAGAUUGAUCGACCAGGAGUAUCAAAACACAUAUACGAUUCUGAAGUAUUCAAAAGUUUCAUAUGGACUUUCUCCAAGGAUGCACAAAUUUCCCUUAGCGCCAAACCGAGAAUCGGGGAACAAAAUCUACACAAUGAAAUUGAGUUCCCCUUGAUGAAAAUGUUAUUAUCCCUACCACCAUCGGUAAUACUCUACAGUUCUGCUCUAAGGGGUCUAUGGCUGAACUAUGAUCACCUAAGUGACUACUGUCCAAGUUUUAAUUUAAAGAAACCCCGAUCGCCGCAUAUAAAUAUGUUACACCAAACAAAAAGAGAAUGGCGAAAACGCAAAGAGAUCCUGCAAAAUAUGUUGGAUGAAUGUUCGAAAGAAAUUCCGCUGCAUGAAUUGGAACAAUAUGAACAGGAGGGUGCGAAUCAAAAGUCAAGGGAGAAAAAUCUCGAUGUGGAUAAAUUGUAUUUGGAAUAUGAAGAUGAACUGAAUAAGCUGAGACGCAAAGCAAUUGGUCCGGAAAGUUUUGGCCUCUUAGAUACUGAUGUUAACUUGAGGAAAUAUCGCAUCAUUGGUGGUGUCUAUUGUUUGGAUUAUUUGGAAACACCGCAGCAGGAUAAGCAGUUGAAUUCAAGGUCCUUUAUAAGGACGAUUUUAGCCCCAAACAAGCUCUCCCACAAGGUGUAUUAUCAGACCUAUAAACCUCCACCACCUCCUUUGCCGGGCGUUAGACGAUUGCCGGAAGAAAUUGAGGCUGAGAUGCGAAUGGUGGAGGCAGCUUUGGAUAAAUUAGCCUUGGUUACAGUGGACUUACCCGACAGUGUUAUAUGGUUCGAACCCCCUAUAGCAUGUCGCUGGGAAACCCAAAUAGAAACUCUCGAAGCCGAUUUAAUGGACGGUGCAAAACCAACAACAAACAGUAACAACACCACCGAGGCAACACCUAUUUCGACAACAACAAAUGCCAGCCCUCUUAAAAGCCUGUCACCCCGUUUCCCCUUAUCGAAGUUAGGCAAGAAGAGUUCACAAAAAUCUGCUGUCGGUGCCAGCGGCAAUCUACCCGUGAGAGAAAUUACCGACUUCGAUAUGUUUAAUAUUCCCAGUGAUAUCGAUAUUUAUGGUUUGGUAAAAGAUUUCAUUGUACCUCGAAUACCACAAGGAUUUUGUGUUCGAUUCGAUACCGAACGCCUUAAACAAUUCCAACAGCAACAACGUAAGGCGCAUAAGCAUAACAAGCGAUGGAAACAGCCAAGGCGUCUGCUGUAUUUGGCUAAGCCGAAAAAUGUAACAUUUACACCAAUUCCCAUUAGGUCGGUGGCCACCACAACCACCACCAACCACGGAACCUCAAAGAGCUCUUGUUCCAGUAGCUUUGAUAAUGAUAUGGCUGAGGAAAAAAUGGUUGUGGUUGUGAUGGAAGAAACAACAACACCAGCAACAGUAACCGGCACCAAUGGCAAUGCUGCAAAAGCUCAACGCACAUUGGAAAAUCUACUGCAAAGAUCUCGCAUUACUGAGGAUUUUCUAGAUUUGGAUGAGCCUCGGGAAUUCUUUCCAACCGCAGCAGCAGCAGCGACACCAAUCACCAUUGACGACAAUGACAAACACAGAGUGGCAGAUACAUUGGAUUUAAAACAAAAACGUAGUCCUAGCGACACAUCCUCUAAGGAUGAGAAAACCAAAGCUGUCAGUCGUAAUAGCAGUAAGGGUAGCUUAGCAAGUGACAAGAGUUCACAGAGUAAACGUAGCGUUAAUUCAGUGGGUAGUGAAGUAUCCAGGCGAUCGUCAUCGAACCAGAGUGAUUCAAAGGAAACGGAAGAGGAUAAGGAGUUAACUUCGUAUAUGUUUUCACAAUUAAUAGAG